CUUGGCAGUAGGGUGCCAGGCUGCGAGCGAGGGCCGGACGGACGGGAGAAGACGGCGUACGUGCCCUGCGUGAGUGCGUGGCGGCGGCGCGUGCGCGAAGAGUGGGUAGUGUGGCCGGGCCCACGUGUGUCCCUGCCCGAGACCCCCGCGGCUUGGCGCCCCUCGGCUCCAUGACCCGAAACACCCCACCAUCCGCGCCCCGCCCAGAGCAGCCGGUUCCGUUUGCCCUUCUUGCAGUCCCCGCAGGCCCCAAAGUCCCCGCAGCCUCGGCCGGCGGCCACGCAUCGCCAUGGUGAUUGUGGGCAACUACUGCGAGGCCGAGGGGCCCUUGGGGCCGGCCUGGGUGAAGGGAGGCCUGAGUCCCUGCUUCUUCUUCACGCUUAUGCCCUCGACACUGAUGGCCCUGGGGGCUCUGGCCUUGGUGCUCGCCCUUCCCUGCAAGCGCCGGGAGCGGCCAGCUGGCCCCCACGAGCCGUCCUGGAGCGCCGGCCCUCUUGUCGCUCCCUAUGUGCUGCAGCUGCUUUUGGCCACACUUCAGGUGGCACUGCCCUUAGCCAGCCUCGUUGGCCGGGUGGGCACUGCUGGGGCCGCCCCGCUGCCAGGCUACCUACUGCUGGCUUCCAUACUGGGGACUCUGGCCAGCGCCUGUGGCCUGGGGCUGCUCGUGGUGGAACAUAACCAGGCCUGGCAGAAGCUAGCAAUGGGCAUCUGGAUCGAGUUCAGGCACAGCUCGGGUCUCCUGCUCCUCUGGACUGUGGCAUUUACAGCUGAGAACUUGGCCCUUGUGUCUUGGAACAGCCCACAGUGGUGGUGGGCACGGGCAGACUUGGGCCAGCAGGUUCAGUUUAGCCUGUGGGUGCUGCGGUAUGUGGUCUCUGGAGGGCUUUUUAUCCUGGGACUCUGGGCCCCUGGACUUCGUCCCCAGUCCUAUGCCUUGAAGGUUAAUGAAGAGGAUCAAGACGUAGAGAGGAGUGAGGUUCAGUCACCAGAGGCACCACCAAGAUCUACAUGGCAAGACCUUGGCAGGAAGCUCCGCCUACUGAGUGGCUACCUGUGGCCUCGAGGGAGUCCAGUUCUGCAGCUUGUUGUGCUCAUCUGCCUGGGGCUCAUGGGGUUGGAACGGGGACUGAAUGUGUUGGUCCCCAUCUUCUAUAGGGACAUAGUGAACUUAAUGACUGAGAAGGCACCUUGGAGCUCCCUGGCCUGGACUGUUACCACCUAUGUCAUCCUCAAGUUCCUCCAGGGGGGUGGCACUGGCAGUACAGGCUUUGUGAGCAACCUGCGCACGUUCCUGUGGAUCCGGGUACAGCAGUUCACAUCGCGGCAGGUGGAGCUGCGCCUCUUCUCCCACCUGCAUGAGCUCUCCCUGCGCUGGCACCUGGGACGCCGUACCGGGGAGGUGCUACGGAUUGUGGACCGGGGCACAUCCAGUGUCACAGGGUUGCUCAGCUACCUGGUGUUCAACGUGCUCCCCACGCUGGCUGACAUCACCAUCGGCAUCAUCUACUUCAGCAUGUUCUUCAACGCCUGGUUUGGCCUCAUUGUGUUCCUCUGCAUGAGUCUUUACCUCAGUAGCGAACAUCCGCCUGUGGUCUCUGCUAUCGGGAGUGAUGUCUUGAUCUCUUCUUCGCCUUCCUCCCCCUCCUGUCACUCUACAGUUGUGACCAUUGUGGUCACUGAGUGGAGAACGAAGUUUCGACGUGCUAUGAACACACAGGAGAAUGCUACCCGGGCCCGAGCUGUGGACUCUUUGCUAAACUUUGAGACGGUGAAGUAUCACAACGCGGAAGGUUACGAAGUGGACCGCUAUCGAGAGGCCAUCCUCAAAUAUCAGCAUUUGGAGUGGAAGUCAACGGCUUCACUGGUUUUACUAAAUCAGACCCAGAACCUGGUGAUUGGACUUGGGCUCCUUGCUGGCUCCCUGCUUUGUGCGUACUUUGUCAGUGAGCAGAAGCUACAGGUCGGGGACUUCGUGCUCUUUGGCACCUACAUCAUCCAGCUGUACAUGCCUCUCAACUGGUUUGGCACCUACUACAGGAUGAUCCAGACAAACUUCAUCGACAUGGAGAACAUGUUCGACCUGCUGAAAGAGAAGCCGGAAGUGAAGGACCUCCCUGGAGCAGGGCCCCUGCACUUCCAGAGGGGCCAUAUUGAGUUUGAGAAUGUGCACUUCAGCUAUACCAGUGGGCGAGAAACGCUGCAGGAUGUGUCCUUCACCGUCAUGCCCGGACAGACCCUGGCCCUGGUGGGCCCAUCUGGAGCAGGGAAGAGCACAGUGUUGCGCUUGCUGUUUCGCUUCUAUGACAUCAGCUCUGGCUGCAUCCGAAUAGAUGGGCAGGACAUCUCACAGGUGACCCAGAUCUCCCUCCGGUCUCACAUUGGAGUCGUGCCCCAGGACACCGUCCUCUUCAAUGACACCAUCGCUAACAACAUCCGCUAUGGCCGUCUGACAGCCGGGGACGAGGAGGUGGUAGCUGCCGCCCAGGCUGCGGGCAUCCAUGAGGCCAUCCUGACUUUCCCUGAAGGAUACGAGACGCAGGUGGGCGAGCGGGGACUCAAGCUGAGUGGUGGGGAGAAGCAGCGUGUGGCCAUUGCUCGCGCCAUUCUCAAGGCUCCAGACAUCAUUCUGCUGGAUGAGGCAACAUCAGCGCUGGAUACAUCUAACGAGAGGGCCAUCCAGGCUUCUCUGGCCAAAGUCUGCGCCAACCGCACCACCAUCGUCGUAGCGCACAGGCUCUCAACUGUGGUCGACGCUGACCAGAUCCUCGUCUUUAAGGAUGGCUGCAUUGUAGAGAGAGGACGGCACGAGGUUCUGCUGUCCCGAGGCAGCAUGUAUGCAGACAUGUGGCAGCUGCAGCAGCGGGGACAGGAAGAAGUCUCUGAGGACACCAAACCCCUAGACUGAGACCGGUGACAAAGCUGCGGCCACAUCCCUCCCAAAGGAGAACUCAGAGGGGAGUAAGAUGUAUCCCUUUGCCCGGCAUGUUUCAUCCCGGUGUUGGGGUAUGGUGCUAGCUAUAGCUGGGGAAAAGAACCUUCCGGAAAAGCACUUUUUGGGGAAAUAAAAGUGUGGACUAUGCUAGGA
Messenger RNA from Neomonachus schauinslandi (Hawaiian monk seal), 3085 nucleotides. It is a transcript of the gene ABCB6, whose product is annotated as ATP binding cassette subfamily B member 6 (Langereis blood group). The transcript is spliced from 19 exons. Bases 290 to 2905 code for a protein of 871 amino acids. Gene Ontology annotation, cellular component: membrane. Gene Ontology annotation, molecular function: ABC-type heme transporter activity; heme binding; ATP binding. Gene Ontology annotation, biological process: heme transport; transmembrane transport. The record is from RefSeq and is a predicted model, not a curated record. Lineage: Eukaryota; Metazoa; Chordata; Mammalia; Carnivora; Phocidae.